Molecule: messenger RNA, 2092 nt
Organism: Ixodes scapularis (black-legged tick)
Lineage: Eukaryota; Metazoa; Arthropoda; Arachnida; Ixodida; Ixodidae
Product: mitochondrial-processing peptidase subunit alpha-like
Exons: 13
Coding region: 34-1659 (541 amino acids)
Cellular component (GO): mitochondrion
Molecular function (GO): metalloendopeptidase activity; metal ion binding
Source: RefSeq, a predicted model, not a curated record
GCCAGGGGGCACCACGGAGCGCAAGAAACGAAGAUGGCGUCUGGUUCCUCGCGUGUGCUGCCGAAAGGUGUGCGAGAUUUUUUAAAGGGGCGACGGACGUUCUCCCGCCAGCACACAGGGUGCGCGGGCAGGCGCGCCCUGUGCACGUCCAGUGCGGUUCCCCCCAAGGACGAGAUCACCAAGAUCUCGCUGUCGGAGCCCCUCCCGGGCUUUCCCCAGCCCGUAUAUGCGGUGCCUUCCCCCCACGACCAGGCCACCGAGGUGACCACCCUUGAAAACGGGCUCAAGGUGGCCUCCCAGAACAAGUUUGGACAGUUCUGCACCGUGGGAGUGGUGAUCGAUUCUGGCUCGCGGUACGAGGCCCCCUACCCCAGCGGCAUCUCGCACUUCCUGGAAAAGCUCGCAUUUAACUCCACCAAAGAGUUUCGGGACCGGGAUGCCGUGCUGCAGGAACUGGAAAAACAGGGUGGCAUCUGCGACUGCCAGGGAUCCAGAGACACGAUGAUCUACGCCGCCUCGGCCGAUGCGAGGGGUCUUGGACCCGUGGUCAAGCUCCUGGGGGACGUCGUCCUCAGGCCCCUUUUCAAAGAAGAGGAGGUGGAGAGGACACGGCAGACGAUCCAGUUCGAACUGGAGGACAUCGAUAUGAAGCCAGAUCAGGAGCAGCUCCUCUUUGAAAUGAUCCAUGCCGCGGCAUACACGGACAACACCCUGGGGCUGCCCAAGCUGUGCCCCCGGGAAAACCUGGGAGUGGUGAACAGGGAGGUGCUGUACACCUUCCUGAGCCACCACUACGUGCCCCAGAGAAUGGUGGUGGCGGGGGUCGGGGUGGAGCACGGGCCCCUCGUCGAGAUGGUGCACAGGCACUUUGUGGAGAAGGCACCCCUCUGGAAGGAGAACCCUGAGCUCAUCCUCGACAACAAAAUGGGGCCUGACAACUCCAUAGCACAGUACACAGGAGGUAUUGUCAAGGUGCCCAAGGACCUGUCCAAGGUGAGCCCCGGCCAGACACCCAUCCCGGACCUGGCCCACUUUGUGCUGGGCCUGGAGAGCUGCUCCCACCAGGACCCGGACUUCAUUGCGUUCUGCGUGCUCAACAUGAUCAUGGGCGGAGGGGGCUCCUUCUCUGCGGGGGGCCCCGGCAAGGGCAUGUACACCCGCCUCUACACCAACGUCCUCAACCGGUAUCACUGGAUGUACAAUGCCACAGCAUACAACCAUGCUUACGGAGAUUCAGGCAUCUUCUGCAUCCAUGCCAGUGCCGACCCAUCGCAGCUGCGUGAGGUGGUGAACGUCAUUGUGAGAGAAUUCGCCAUCAUGGCAGGAAGAGUUGCUGAAAUGGAGCUGGAGCGUGCCAAGACCCAGCUGCAGUCGAUGCUGCUCAUGAACCUGGAGGCAAGGCCGGUCAUGUUCGAGGACAUUGGGCGUCAGGUCCUGGCCAGCGGGCACCGCAAGGACGCCAGCUACUACAUCUCGGAGAUUGGCAAGAUCAAGGAGGAGGACAUCCACCGAGUGGUGCAGCGGAUGCUCCGCGGCCGAGCCUCGGUGGCAGCGUUAGGCAACCUGUCCGGCCUGCCCCCCCUGGAGGACAUAGAGACGGGGCUGCUGAGUAAGGAGGGCAUGCUCCCCACCAAGCGCUUCUCCAUCUUCAGGCAGUGACGACGCCAGACCAUUCCCUUUUUGCACAAGCCUGGCGGUGACCCCAAAGAGCGCGUCGUCCUCUACCCUCUCCGGUGAUCCGGUGACCUCGACCGUAUGACGGAGGGGUGGAGUCUCGAGACCAUGUUGGCAGCCAUUGCACCGGAACCAGACGACCGAGCCUUAAGGUCGGGAUUAAAGAAUAAAGUUGAUAGUGAUGACUCGUGCUGAUAUAAGAUGUUCCCCCCCCCUUCUCCCCCCCCCCCCCCCCCCCCCCCCCCCCCGCCCCCUUGAUGGGGUUGGUGGAGUGAUGCGGGGAAUGAAGGGGCUAGUAAUUCGAGAGAUUUUAAAAUAAUAGUGUGUAUGUAAAAAUAUUUUCCAGCAUUUCUUUUGUCUUUUUUUCUUUUUGUUUUGGAGGAGCUAUGGAAUAAAGUCACUUAAUGGUUUUCUCUGA